Molecule: messenger RNA, 327 nt
Organism: Medicago truncatula (barrel medic)
Lineage: Eukaryota; Viridiplantae; Streptophyta; Magnoliopsida; Fabales; Fabaceae
Exons: 1
Coding region: 1-327 (108 amino acids)
Source: RefSeq, a predicted model, not a curated record
AUGAAGUGUAAGAAGUUGACACCACGUUUUGUUGGACCGUUUGAGAUAGUAGAGAAGGUGGGAGUUGUAGCGUAUCGGAUUGUAUUACCUCCGUCGUUAUCGAAUCUCCAUGAUGUGUUUCAUGUAUCUCAGUUGAGGAAGUAUGUCUAUGAUCCGUCUCACGUGAUUCAAGUGGAUGAUUUGGAAGUAAGAGAUAAUUUGAUCAUUGAGACUUGGUCAGUGAGGAUCGAGGAUCAGGAAGUUAAGCGCUUAAGAGGAAAAGAGAUCGUUUUGGUGAAAAUGAUUAGGUUUCGACCAACCAGCGUGAGCGCAAAUUGGAAAUUGUAG